Messenger RNA from Protopolystoma xenopodis, 675 nucleotides. Lineage: Eukaryota; Metazoa; Platyhelminthes; Monogenea; Polystomatidea; Polystomatidae. The record is from the annotation of a GenBank genome assembly.
UCUCCGUGUGGUUAUCGUUUAUCACAUGCCUUACGCACUCUUCGACCCAAACAUGUGAUCCUCUUCGAACCCCAAGUGGCUUGGGUGCGCACUCUUGAGGUUCACUCUGCUCGCUGCAAGGCUGAAGUGCUAGAUGAUACGCAACGAAUCGGAGAACAGAAGGCUGUAGAUGCAAAUUUAAAGACUGUCUAUAACGAUUCAGGCUUUACUGUUUACUUUAUGGUGCUGGCUGAUUCUUUGGAAGAACAGCGCUACUUGACCUGCCUGAGGCGUGAACGUGAGGCUUUUGGAGCCCUCAUAAAGUUAAGCAGUCGCAUUGUCGUUCCAAAAGACUUCAUUCUUCCUAUCGACGAAGACGUAUUAUCUGAUCAAUUGGGCUCAACCAACUCAUUGGUAAUUGAGAAACGCAUACCAAGAGUAAUCGUUGACAUGAGAGAAUUCCGCAGCGAGUUACCUGCUUUGCUCUAUCGAAAGGGCAUUAAGGUGGAGCCUUUAACUCUUCUCGUAGCCGAUUACAUUUUGGCUCCCCACUUGUGUGUGGAACGAAAGUCGGUCAGCGACUUGAUAGGAUCUCUCAAUUCUGGUCGGCUUUACCAGCAAUGCACAGCCAUGUCGCGGUAUUAUGCUAACCCGAUUCUUCUAAUCGAAUUCUCAAUGUCUUCCAGAGGGUUUUAA